Echinops telfairi (small Madagascar hedgehog) is the source of this 6213-nucleotide messenger RNA. RefSeq names its product WW and C2 domain containing 2 (gene WWC2). Lineage: Eukaryota; Metazoa; Chordata; Mammalia; Afrosoricida; Tenrecidae. Bases 1 to 3585 code for a protein of 1194 amino acids. Gene Ontology annotation, molecular function: kinase binding; molecular adaptor activity. Gene Ontology annotation, biological process: regulation of hippo signaling; regulation of DNA-templated transcription; cell migration. The transcript has 23 exons. The record is from RefSeq and is a predicted model, not a curated record. Gene Ontology annotation, cellular component: cytoplasm.
AUGCCUAGGAGGGCCGGGAGCGGGCAGCUGCCGCUACCCCGGGGCUGGGAGGAGGCCAGGGACUACGACGGCAAGGUUUUCUACAUCGACCACAACACCAGGAGGACCAGCUGGAUCGACCCCCGGGACAGGUUAACGAAGCCCUUGUCGUUUGCUGAUUGUGUUGGGGAUGAGCUGCCAUGGGGAUGGGAAGCAGGGUUUGACCCUCAGAUUGGUGUCUACUACAUCGAUCACGUCAACAAAACCACACAGAUAGAAGAUCCGAGAAAACAAUGGAGGGGAGAACAGGAGAAAAUGCUCAAGGACUAUCUCUCAGUGGCGCAGGAUGCACUCAGGACACAGAAGGAACUGUACCACGUGAAGGAGCAAAGGCUGGCUCUGGCCCUGGAUGAAUAUGUACGAUUAAACGAUGCUUAUAAGGAAAAGUCCAGUUCUCGCACAAGCUUGUUCUCAGGAUCUUCAUCCAGUACUAAAUACGAUCCCGAUAUUUUAAAAGCUGAGAUCUCCACCACGCGAUUAAGGGUUAAAAAGCUGAAGAGAGAACUCUCCCAGAUGAAGCAAGAGCUGCUCUAUAAAGAACAAGGCUUUGAAACACUGCAACAAAUUGAUAAAAAAAUGUCCGGAGGCCAGAGUGGGUAUGAACUUAGCGAAGCCAAGGCCAUCCUGACGGAGCUGAAGUCUAUCCGGAAGGCCAUCAGCUCAGGAGAGAAGGAAAAACAAGACCUGAUGCAGAGCCUUGCAAAGCUGCAGGAGCGGUUUCAUCUGGAUCAGAGCAUCGGCAGAUCUGAGCCAGACUUGAGCUCCAGCCCUGUGAACUCUCAUUUGUCUCUCUCCAGACAAACCCUCGAUGCUGGGUCACAGACCAGCAUUUCCGGAGAGAUCGGAGUGAGAAGUAGAUCAAAUUUAGCAGAAAAGGUCAGGCUAAGCCUCCAGUACGAAGAAGCCAAAAGAAGCAUGGCCAACUUGAAGAUUGAACUGUCGAAGCUGGACAGUGACGCCUGGCCCGGGGCGCUGGACAUCGAGAAGGAGAAGCUGAUGCUGAUCCACGAGAAAGAGGAACUUCUGAAAGAGCUCCAGUUCGUCACGCCGCAGAAGCGCACGCGAGCCGAGCUGGAGCGCCUGGAGGCCGAGCGGCAGCGGCUGGAGGAGGAGCUGCUGGCCGUGAGGAGCGUGCCCAGCCAGGCUCUGGCCGAGAGAUUGAAGUUGGAAGAGAGAAGGAAAGAGCUGCUACAGAAACUUGAAGAAACUACCAAAUUAACUACUUACUUUCAUUCGCAACUGAAAAGCCUCUCCGCCAGCACUCUGUCCAUGUCUUCUGGGAGCAGCCUGGGCUCGCUGGCGUCCAGCCGGGGGUCCCUGAACACCUCCAGCAGAGGCUCCCUCAACUCGCUCAGCUCUUCGGAGCUGUACUACAGCAGCCCGGGCGACCAGCUGGAUCUGGACUAUCAGUACAAACUGGACUUCCUUCUGCAAGAGAAGGGCGGCUACAUCCCUUCUGGGCCCAUCACCACCAUCCACGAAAACGAAGUCGUGAAGUCCCCCAGCCAGCCUGGCCAGAGUGACCCCUGCGGGGCGGCGGCCACGGCAGCUGGCCACCCGCCCCCGCUGAGCGAGGUCCCCAAGUCUGUGACGUCCCUGUCGUCCAGGUCCUCCCUGUCGUCCCUGUCCCCGCCCGGUUCGCCCCUGGUGCUGGAAGGCGCCUUUCCCGGGCCUGCUCAGGACACCCCCCUGCAGUUCACUGCUGACUUUGAAGAAUGUGAGCUGAGUGGGCCCUUUGCAGACAUCGGCCUGGGGGAGACUGCGAUCCCCCCGCUGGACGCCGACUUGGGAACAGCCUCCCGGUCCUUUUUGGAGGAGAAGGGCCUGAGUGAGGGGGCGAGGGAGCCGCUGCACGAAGGCAGUGCAGAUGUGGAGAAAACUGUACCGAGAAGAAGAGCAAACCACUUGCUUGGGGAGAAAACGGCCUGCGUGUCUGCCGCCGUGUCCGAUGAGUCUGUGGCUGGAGACAGUGGCGUCUAUGAAGCAUCCGUGAAACAGCCGAGUGAAAUCGAAGACAUUGCGUUUGGUGAAGCAGACACUGCCAUUGUGGAGACUGCCCAGGUGCAGAUCGGACUAAGACACGACGCGGCCAGCUCCAGUUUCAUGGUGAUGGUCGCACAACUCCGGAAUCUCCAUGCCUUCUCGAUACCUCAGACUUUGAAAGUCUAUUUUAGGGUGGCUGUACUUCCUUCUUCCACCGACGUCAGCUGUCUGUUUCGAACCAAGGUCCAUCCAGCCACAGAAUUGGUUUUGUUCCACGAUGUGUUCCGCGUGGCCAUUUCCCAAACGGCCUUACAACAGAAGACGCUGAGAGUAGACCUGUGCUCCGUCACUACACACCGACGGGAAGAAUGCCUGGCUGGAACUCAGAUCAGCCUGGCAGAUUUGCCGUUUUCCCAUGAGAUGUUCACCCUGUGGUAUAACCUGCUUCCUUCCGAGCAAAUGGCUUGCACAAAGCGUGAAGGAGAAAAUGCGGACUCAGCAUUGCAGCCCGACCAGCCAUCUGUAGGCUCCAUCGACCUGGAUGCAGUGUCAGCCUUGCUUGCAAGAACCUCCGCUGAGCUGCUGGCUGUGGAACAAGAAUUGGCACAAGAAGAAGAGGAAGAAGAACCAGGGCAAGAAACAGAGCCAAGGGUCCCAGAAGGAGACUGGUUGACAAGGCUAGGAGAGGCCUCUGACGAAAAUGUGACUGAAGAAGGGACUGACGUUAAACUACGAAGGGGCGGUAGCCGUAUCGAAGACUUAAAUUCAAACACUAAUGUGUCUGAGAUGAAGGAACACACAAACAGAGAAGACAGUGACGGUGCCAAAGACCCUGGAAGUCAGCCACCCGCCGGAAUGCCCACCCUGGUUGAUAAAGAGACAAAUACCGAGGAAGCAGUUGAUGAGAGUGUGGCCGUCCGCCCCAAAGACCGCAGCAGCCUGAGCUCCCGGCAGCAUCCCUUUGUGAGGAGCAGCGUGAUCGUUCGCUCACAAACCUUUUCUCCGGGAGAACGCAACCAGUACAUCUGCAGGUUAAAUCGAAGUGACAGCGACAGUUCGACUUUGGCUAAAAAACCACUGUUUGUGAGGAACUCCAACGAACGGCGGAGUUUGAGGAUUAAAAGGACCAUGUGCCAGCCAGUCUUGAGGAGAACAACCCAAGACUGCCCUGUGCGGACCUCUCUCGACUUAGAACUGGACCUCCAGGCGUCCCUGACCCGGCAGAGCCGGCUCAACGACGAGCUGCAGGCCCUGAGAGGCCUGAGGCAGAAGCUGGAGGAGCUGAAAGCUCAGGGCGAGACGGACCUGCCGCGGGGCGUGCUGGAGGACGCCGGGUUCCAGAAGCUCCUGAAACAAGCGGAGAAGCAGGCUGAACUGUCCAAAGAAGAGCAGAAGCAAGACUUGAAUGCUGAGAAGUUGAUGCGACAAGUCUCCAAGGACGUGUGUCGGCUUCGGGAGCAGAGCCGGAAGGUGCCGCGGCAGGUGCAGUCCUUCAGGGAGAAGAUUGCCUACUUCACCCGAGCAAAGAUCAGCAUUCCUUCCCUGCCGGCUGAUGAUGUAUAAUUACAUCAUUUGAGACAUUCUGUUUUUCAACCGCUCACUUGUUUUGGGAGCGUGAAAGAGCGAUCCUUUGGUUUGGUUUGUAACAUAACUGUCAGCUCUUAAAGAGCUUGUAUUUUCACAUCACAUUUUCAACUGAUUAAUUUGUAAAGUACCUUGAAUGUAAUUUGUAUUACCCCCUCCCUUUCUCUCCGUAAAUCAGAUAAUGCAAGCAGAGUAAUCUGGUACACAAACAUACAACGUGUGUGCUUUGUCGCUGGGCCGAGGGAUCAGAUUGGCAGCGGGCGGCACCAGGCUGCCCUGUUGAGCGGCCUGGGCAGGCACCGCUUGUUCGGCAGAGGGGCUUUGGCAUUUCCUCUGUCGGGUGAGUCCACUGUGAAGGUGGCGGCAGUGCCAUGCGCUCCUUGUGCCCACAGGGCAGCUACGGCCAUGCGGAGCUUCCUGACAGAGCGCCACAUCCACCGGAACCGUGGAUGGUACCACACCUGUCACCUGUCAAGGAACCCUUUGGUUCCUGAAAACGUUGUCCUCUGUGUCCUUUGAGAUUUGUCUAAAGAAAACAAACACUUGACAGACCGAACGCAGGAAUAUAGAAACGCAAAGGAGCAUCCUACACUCCUGGGCCCGUGACUCAACGGUGCUUGGCUGCGCUGGAGGUGGGAGCCCAGAGAAGGGAAGCGGUGUCCCUAAAACCCACGCCCGAGCCAGCAGGGGAGCCGUCUGAGCUUGCACAUGUGCCCCAGCGUGGGUGUCUGGUGUGUGUCCGAGCGUGGUACCCACGGGACAGACGCUUAGGGGCUCAUUUGGUGAAACUGGGAACAAGCAGAAAAGAAUCUUGGCGGAGCCAGAAUUGCCAAAAAUAAAGCAAUACUUUAUCAAAUGGACUUCUAGCGUUUCCUAGAACUUUACUGUGCAGCUCCCAUUGGUAGGGGAUUCCAUCUGUAAUUUACGGCCAAGAGUUGGGAUGCCCAGAGAAUAGUAUGACUGGGCUGUUGAUUUGGGUCUAAGCCGAACAGUUUAUAAAGCAGCCAUCCAACCCGCUUCAGACGAACACAGCUAGAGAUGAAAACCAAGUGUCCUCUGGUUUCGAAUUUCCGCUUCUCCAGGGCAGGGCUUCAAGAAGCUGCGCCUCAGUGUGGCCCGGCCAGGGCUUCCAAAAGUAGCCUUUCUGUGCCGUGACGCACACGCAGUGCUCAGUCUCAUGCUGGAAGAAGACGUUUUUUGGUUAACCACCUUACCGUAGCAAAUUUUUUAAAAAAACUUCAAAGAAGGAGCUUCUUAAAAGUUUUGUUCCUAAGCUCGAAGAAUCCUCACUCGCCAGGUGGUUGUUUUCCAAAAGUGAUUAUACAUUUUUCAGGAAGUUCAUUUGUUCAGAAUCAAAUUCAAAUUCAGCAAUAUCUGAGCCUACCACUUUAAUUAAUGAAGACCAUUGAACCAUGCUUUUUUCCCCUGCAUAAAUUUCCCACCUCCUGUAUGCAGAUGCCUUGGAAGAUAUAACUGGAUAUGACACUAUGAAGAGAAACCCACCCGGGGGAACUGACUGAGUAUAGUCCCUCAGGGCGGCCCAGGCUACCUGCUUAGACGCCUGAAGUAAAGCAGAGAGAAUACCAGUCAGUCAAGGUGAAAUGUGAAAGACAGACAUUCUGAAGUUUAUUUAAUGUAGAGGUAAAUGAAGGUCAGCUGUCUCAGCUUUUAAGUUUGGCUAUGAAAAUAGUUAUGUGUAGUGCUGUUCGAUCUUAUUUUCUUCAUUUAUUUAUUUACGGUCUUAUUUAUGUUCUGUUUAAUAUAUAAUUCGGUCUGGCCAUUUUUAAGUGUUUUGACAUAGAAGAGGCUAUCUUGGAAAUAUUUACAGCUUUAUAAAUCUUCAUCAGACUAGCUGUUCACUUUUUUCCUUUUUAAUAAAAAAAAUGUUUCAGACAAAGUGUUAAAGAAUAAAAUCUGUCUCAGGCUGGUAGUUAAUAGUUGGGACCAAGGUCUAGGUUUUAUUUUGCAAAAUGUGCUCAUUUCUAGCAUGAGGGACGAGCUUAUUUUAAUAUAACCCGUUGUCCAUACCUUUAAACAUCAGCAAUAUGUUAUGUAUUUAUAGGCAGCUUUUAACACUCUAUCGUUAUUUGUACUAACCCCAGUGAUUCACAAAACAUUUUAAUAACUUGAUCACAAAACCAUAUGGAUAAAUAUGAAUUUUAAUAUUAUAAAUACUGUUUUUAAAGGUAGAAUUUAUUCUGCACAAGGUGAAAAGAAGGUUAUACUUAGUUCUCAGCUUUGCAUUACCAGUAGACUAUUACAGUUUUGUAUAUCAGAAUCUGAAUGUUACAGGUACAAAAAGAAUACUCAUCAAAUGAACACAGUUUAGCUGCAACUCUGUAGCAUGUAAAUCAAAUUUUAAUAUUUUUUUUGCUAUUGCUAUAUCUAUAUUGUAUUAAAUAUCAAAAGCUCAGGACUGAACUAAAUAUUUAAUCAGGUUAAAUUCUUGAACAUGUUUCUGUUAUAAUUUGUCUUGUUUAUAAAAGUAUGCAAAUACAUCAUGUAGAUUAACUUUGGUUUCUGUACUUUCCAUUUGUUUGUGGAUGGAAAAUUUCAGUGGGUUCCCCCCACACACACAAAAAAGAAACAAAGCUGCAUAUUACCUAA